GUCAGACACGCAGGAGAGAGAAAGGAACCAGCGGAGAAGUAGUCGACAGCAGCAGCAGCAGCAGCUCCCAAACGCGCAGUGUGUGAACUGAACGGGGGCGAAUUUAUUUAAAAAUAAAGGCUGGGACAUCAGUUCCCUGGGACCUGAGCUGGAUUUUGGAUCCCCUGAUGCGAGUGAGUGGUAAAGUGUCCUGGAACAAAAAAUAAAGCGAUGGGAGCCUUUGGAGUGGUCAUAGGGAUUUUACACUGCAUGGGACUCUACAUCCAAUUUAGCGUCUCGUCAAAGCAAGCUGGAUACCCGGACCUAGAGAAUCAUAUCUCCGGCAAUGUUUCAGCCCUGUUCACAGAGGUGCCCCAUGACAUCACAACGCAGCCAGGUCAGGAUGUGGAGAUGGCCUGCUCCUUCCGGGGCAGCGGCUCACCCUCCUACUCCCUGGAGAUCCAGUGGUGGUACAUCCGAAACCACAAAGACUGGAUGGACAAACAGGCAUGGACCUCCAACCAGAUAAUGCCCCAAGAAGAGAUUUCGAGGGAUGCAACCAAAAUCAGCGUCGUGAAGGUAGCUGGGAGUAACAUCUCUCACAAGCUGCGCCUGUCCAGCGUGAAGCCCUCAGACGAGGGGACAUACGAGUGCCGGGUGAUUGACUUCAGCAACGGCAAGGCCAGACACCACAAGGUUCGGGCUUACCUGCAGGUGGAACCAAACCAGAACUCAGAAUCGCAGCACCAUGGCACCGGCCCCCACCCACAGGAGACCAAGGCAGGGAGCCACCAAUCCAACCACGGCAAGCAAGCACCCACAUACAGCCAGCACAAAAGAGGCAGGGAGCUGAAGAAAGGAUCGGUGGAGAAUGCUAAUGACUGCACUGACAGCUGUGUGCUGUAGAGCCAAGGCAGCUGGGCAGCCAGCCCAGACUGCAACUACGAAGUGAACCGCUUCUUGUAAAUUGUAUAAAGGAGUGCAUGUUAAAUAUCUUUAUAAUGAAUGUUUGUUGUUCAUCAGUGGAAAGUCAAGACAACUGUAUUGGGAUUCUUGGAUGGUUUUUGAAGACUGGUACAGGAACAGGCAUGAUCAUUUAUGAUUAAAUCACUCGAUAUUCCUCAUUAUUUACUUCAGUCAAAGAUCAAAGAUGCCCAAAGGGUGAAGCCAAAAGGGGAAAUAUUUCAUAUUAUGGAAAUGAAAGGCCUAUAGUUUCAGAGGCACAAUUUCAAUGUGUUAACAACAUAAAUGAUAACAAAGGAUUUUUAAUAUUUGUUUUGCUUUUACAAAUUGUUGUUUGUGGGGGUAUAUGAAGAAUUAGUUUUUUACAAAGAAUUUUGGUCUCACCCAUAACUGCUUAUCACAUUAAAUAAAUCCUACCUGAAUUACAACUGUUCAGAUAAUGUAAUGUGUGGCAUUGCAUCACAAAAAAAAAAGUUUGUCAUUGAUCUUAAAUCUGAAGUGAUGAUCACUGUGAUUUGUUUGCCAUUUGAUUAUACUUAUUUUCCAAAACUUUAACAAAAAAAAUGGAAAAGAAAGAACUAUAGUCCCUGAUUGUCAUGCUUUCUUUGAUAAGUGCCAGUAUGAUAUAUUCAUCAUAGUCCAUUUCAUCAGGUUUUUUUUUUUGCUUUUUAGAAACUGCAGGGGAAAACAGCAUUAGAAACUUAGAUUUUUUUUUUUUUUUUUGGCAAAAUGACACUAAAGAGAGGGGGGUGGGAUGGGUCAAACAUAUAUUUAUAAAAAUACCUUGAAAAAAAGUAUUCCUAUUGACACUCAAUGGCUUAGGUAUGGAAAGGUAUGCAUCUUCUAAAAACAGCUGUUUGACCGCAGAGAAACCAUUGUCAUACAUAAAUAAAUCAGGGCGCUGCAUACAUUUGGGACCAUAAUCAUGAAUGAACAUCCAGCCAGGUUGUCAAUGAAAAACCAGCACUAUACAUUAUCUAUUAACAGAAUUACAUUGAUUUAGGUUAUGCUGGACCACUGUGAACAUGGGCAUUUACUGAAUAGAAUUAUUAAAGGGAUCAUUAAAAAGACCAUCCACCUUUCAAACCAAGGCUGGCUGUGGACAAUCCCUGUUGGUACAGUAGAUGCCCCAGCUAUGAAGUUAACAUAGACAAUCUGAGACAACGGCAACAUUUGAAAUAAAUAAAAACUUAUAUCACUGAUCCCUCACAAUAAUAAUAAUUAAAAAAAACCUAAUAAAAACUGCUCCUGUUCUAUUUUGGGUGACAGUGUGUUCUUUCUUCAAUGCUGUUUAUUUAUGUAAAUGUACAGUACAGUAUGUUAUCUUAUGUAAUCUUUAUGCUAAUAUUAAAAAGAAAACGUGUCAAUCAA
Polyodon spathula (Mississippi paddlefish) is the source of this 2313-nucleotide messenger RNA. RefSeq names its product V-set and transmembrane domain-containing protein 2-like protein. The transcript is spliced from 4 exons. The record is from RefSeq and is a predicted model, not a curated record. Lineage: Eukaryota; Metazoa; Chordata; Actinopteri; Acipenseriformes; Polyodontidae. Bases 211 to 885 code for a protein of 224 amino acids.